Molecule: messenger RNA, 1419 nt
Organism: Stegostoma tigrinum
Lineage: Eukaryota; Metazoa; Chordata; Chondrichthyes; Orectolobiformes; Stegostomatidae
Product: ceramide synthase-like
Exons: 6
Coding region: 191-961 (256 amino acids)
Biological process (GO): lipid homeostasis
Cellular component (GO): endoplasmic reticulum; membrane
Source: RefSeq, a predicted model, not a curated record
CACACAGGAGAAGUAGAUGAAGAUUAAAUUGAAAGGUGAUGAUUUUAAAAGGACAGAGAUGGACCUCGGAGCUGGGCAGGAGGUGUGGUUCUUAUUUGAAUAUCAGGUGAAGAGAUGGUGAUAUCUGGUGUUACCCAGAACCGAGAGAUAGACAAUCAUCACACAGCAGCCCAGGGCUUAGAUCUCAACAAUGUGGCACCUCCUCGCACUGGGCUGCCUCUUCUUCCCCUGUCUGUUCAUCCUCAUCCAGAGAUCCUUGCAGAAAAACUUCCCAAAGUUAACAGAUGAAGACACGGUCAACAUCAGUGUCAGAUUUGUUUCCUCUGUGCAAGGUUUCAUGGCGGCAUUCGCUGGCUUCAUCAUAACUUCCUCCUGCAAGCAUGUGAUGAAAGACAGGCAUUGGAUUUCCACAGACUACGUGGUGUUUGCUGCACCAUACAUGGCUUAUGACAUUUACGCCAUGUACCUGUGUCACUGGUUCAAGCACAAGGCAAAAGACAGCAAUGGGUUGAAGACUUCAUCCACCAACAUUGUGAUAGACUUUCUGAAGAAAAAUUUCUUGAUUGUGCUACAUCAUCUCACGCUGUUACUCAUCUGCUUCCCCAUUGUGGUGUAUUACAGAAAAGGCCUUGGAGAUUUCUUCCUGGGAUGUCUGUUCUUGGCCGAACUCAGUACACCGUUUGUCUCAUUUGCCAAAAUACUCAAACGGUUCAGAAAGCAGAACACAUUGCUGUACAAGGUCAACGGUGUCAUCCUGUUGGCGACAUUCUUCCUCUGCCGUAUCCUCGUGUUCCCCUACAUGUACUGGGCCUACGGCAAGCAGUAUGGGAUCCCUGCCCACCUUGUCCCCUUCCGCAUCCCCCUGCACUGCACCUUCGGUAACGCCAUGCUGAUGACUCCUCAGGUUUACUGGCUCAGCCUGAUCAUCGGGAAGGCAGGGAAGACUGUGAAGGUGGAGUGACGAGACAAUGAGGACGGCGCUGCUGCUGUUCCCACUUGGCGGGUGACAGUGACUCCCUGAGUGUGCGUGAGUGUGUGUGUGUGGUUUGGAAAUAUUACCCUUGUUUUUUUACUUACACACUGAGGUAAUUUUAUUCGUAUGACUAUUACCAGCGCUUAAUGGGAAUUUCAUGGGCCUAUGGUCUCUCUUUGCAGACAGAAAGUUGCAUGUACCUCAACUUCCGUUACUUAGUCUGCUGCCAGUAAAUGGUGGUAAAAUUACCCCUUUUUUUACUUUGAUAAUGACAAAAGAUUCUACUUGAUAUAUAUUUUAUAAAGUAUAUUGUGGUUUAUUUAAUAAAGAUUAUAAGCCUAGUUGUUCUCAAUGUUGUACACUACCUUGAAAUUUGUUAGCAAGCAGUACCUGUUUUGAAUGUAAAACCUGACAAUGCAGUUUGUGGGCUACGUUUUAAAAAUAAA